Salvia hispanica is the source of this 1107-nucleotide messenger RNA. NCBI's taxonomy places the organism in Eukaryota, Viridiplantae, Streptophyta, Magnoliopsida, Lamiales, Lamiaceae. The record is from RefSeq and is a predicted model, not a curated record.
AUGGCCGAGCAGAGCGUCGCGCACCCAUUCUUCAUGCACAACCACGCCUCGGAGCUGAUCAUCAAGGCUCUUGCGGUCAACGCCGAGGUGGUGGGGCCAGGGAGCCAGAAGCAUCUCCAUAGCUGGCUCCCCAACAGGGACGUUGUGCCAGAGCAGGCUACAAGUGGCGACGCGGUUGUGGUGGCGCAGGACGGGUCUGGCACUUUUCGGACCAUCAAGGAAGCCCUUGAUGGCUAUUGGAAGAGAAAAACAAAGGGGAGAUUUGUGAUCCAUGUGAAGCAAGGGACGUAUCAUGAGUAUGUUGAGAUUCUUCGGGAGAUGAAGGACGUGGAGCUGGUCGGAGAUGGCAUCGGAAAGACGAUCAUCACCGGAGAUAAGAGCUCGAAGUCAGGAUUAAGUACUAGGAAGUCCGCAACAUUUACUUGCACAGGUGACGGAUUCGUGGCCCGCAACAUCACAUUCCGCAACACGGCCGGCCCAACCGCCGGCCAGGCCGUGGCGGUGCACUAGGCCUCCGACCGAUCCGCCUUCUACCGCUGCUCCAUCGAAGGGUACCAGGACACCCUCUGGGCGGACGCCAACCGCCAGCUCUUCGAGGAAUGCCAAAUCUACGGCACCAUCGACUUUAUCUUCGGCAACGCUGCCGCCGUCUUCCAGAAGAGUGUGAUCUACGACCGGGCUCCGUUGCACGGCCAGAAAGUGCUGAUCACCGCACAGAGUCGGACGCAGGUCAACCAGGCGACCGGGUUCUCCAUCUUGAACUGCAGGUUCGAGGCCGACCCCGGCCAGAAGCAGGCGGUGGGGAAGUUCAAGGCGUACCUGGGGCGGCCGUGGAGGGACUACGCGCGCGUGGUGUAUAUGAGGAGCUAUCUCGAUGGGAUGUUGGAUCCGGCGGGGUGGAUGGAUUGGGAUAACAGGGGUAAUACAGUGUAUUAUGGGGAGUAUGAGAACUAUGGGCCCGGGUCAGGGACGAAGAUGAGGGUGAGUUGGCCCGGGAUUAGAGUCAUACAGGAUGUGCACGAAGCGGAGAAGUUCACUGUGACCAACUUUAUCGGUGGUCAACAGUGGCUGCCGCAAUCAGGGGUGCCAUUUAUUGGUGGCUUGUAG